ACAAAAUUCAAGGGAUGUUUCAGAAGAAAAAAGGGUCUCCAAAGGCGUCUCCGAGAGUUGAGCCAAGUCAUUACACCGUGGCUACUGCAGCGGCCGUGGAGCCGCACGGUUGUUGUCGAGACUCGGUUAAUGUUGUAUCGAUGAGCCAGCCUACCAACAAGUUGGAACAGCAGGUGGCAGAAUUGGAAAAGAAAUGUGCAAAGGAAAGAGAACUCCGAAUGAUGUACAGAAAGAAAUUAGAAAGAACACAAGAUUAUUUGAGGUAUUGUCUCCAAGUAGCCCAAGAAAAUGGGUUUUUGGACCUUAUACACCACAACAAAGAUCCUGCAGGCCUCGUUAACAAUGCCAAUGGUCAUGCCAGUCCUCUGUUGCCAACUUCUCCUCUGCACCAGCACCAACACCAACACCAACAACCGUCGGAUCUAGAUGCUCUGAUUGAUCAAGCCAAGCUAAAUGGAUGGUACAUAAAUCCAGAUAAGAUUGAAUUUGAUGAGAAGAUAGGGCAGGGGAGCACAGCACAGAUAUACAAAUUAACAUGGCAUGGACUCGAUGUCGCGGUGAAAUGCAUAGAACCUGACUUCUUUGAAUCAAACGAGAAUGGCGUCUCAUUUUUUGCUCAAGAGCUCGAUACAUUAUCCAGGCAGCGCCAUCCGUACGUGCUUCAUCUAAUGGGGGCGUGCCUUGAUCCUCCUAACUAUGCUUGGGUGGUGACCGAGUUCUUGGGCUCGACACUGAAAGAGUGGCUGCAUGGCCCCGGAAAUAGGCAAAAAGAGAGGAUGAUUGAGCUUCCUCCAUUUGCGGUGAGGCUGGCCAAGGCACUCGAGAUUGCCCUAGCCAUGCAGUAUCUACAUGAACAAAAGCCGAAGGUUCUUCAUCGUGACCUAAAGCCUAGCAACAUAUUUUUGGAUGAUGCUGGUCACAUUAGAGUUGCCGAUUUCGGUCACGCUCGGUUCUUGUGUGAUGAGGAGAUGGCACUAACAGGAGAAACAGGAACAUAUGUGUAUAUGGCCCCAGAGGUGAUCCAGUGCGAGCCUUACAAUGAGAAAUGUGACGUUUACAGCUUCGGGAUUAUACUGAAUGAGAUUAUUACCGGAAAUUAUCCAUACAUUGAGACAGAUUAUGGUCCUACUAUGAUAGCAAUGCAAGUUGUUGAGGGGAAUCUGAGGCCAAGACUUCCCGAUGACGGUGAUGGCCAACUUGGGGAGCUAAUUGAGCUGAUUAGCCUUUCAUGGGAUGGAGAUGCUUCUAUCAGACCAUCCUUUGAGACCAUCACAUGUACUCUGAAGAAGCUUCAAAAUAGAAUAGUUUACAAUGAUUAGUAUGAUGAUAAUCUUAGUUUUGUACUACAUUAAGGUAAUUAAAAUAUGGGUGGACUAGUCUAAUUGCUUUGAGAUGUGCC
Molecule: messenger RNA, 1399 nt
Organism: Argentina anserina (silverweed cinquefoil)
Lineage: Eukaryota; Viridiplantae; Streptophyta; Magnoliopsida; Rosales; Rosaceae
Product: serine/threonine-protein kinase STY46-like
Exons: 5
Coding region: 15-1319 (434 amino acids)
Biological process (GO): signal transduction; protein phosphorylation
Cellular component (GO): cytoplasm
Molecular function (GO): ATP binding; protein kinase activity
Source: RefSeq, a predicted model, not a curated record